This is a messenger RNA of Penicillium expansum, 1158 nucleotides long. RefSeq lists its product as uncharacterized. Gene Ontology annotation, biological process: positive regulation of transcription by RNA polymerase II. The coding region runs from base 1 to 1158 and encodes 385 amino acids. Gene Ontology annotation, molecular function: transcription cis-regulatory region binding; DNA-binding transcription factor activity. The transcript has a single exon. NCBI's taxonomy places the organism in Eukaryota, Fungi, Ascomycota, Eurotiomycetes, Eurotiales, Aspergillaceae. Gene Ontology annotation, cellular component: nucleus. The record is from RefSeq and is a predicted model, not a curated record.
AUGCAACUUCGAAAGUCCGAAGCUGCGGCGCAUUACGGUACCGCACUUCAGCUUCUCGCUUCUGCGAUCCAAAACCUCACCCAGGUCACUGAUCUGGAUUUCAUCCUUGCUACGCUCUGGUUGAUGAUCUCUUACGAAGUCGCGCAUGGUGAUGGGAUCGGCGCUGAUCUAUCUGUUCAUCUACGCGGUGCCGCUCUACUAUUACAAGGGCGGCUCAAAACUCUUUGCGCCAUGAUUCACCAAUCCUACCCCGAACAUGCUAGGUCAGGAGGUGGAGGCCCAGGAACCCGUGCUGAUGAGAAGUAUUUUGGCAUCACUCGACUCAGCAGCCAGUUGCUACUGUGGAUUGCUAUCGUGGACGGGAGCGCCGCUCUGAAUGGGAUCAAUGCAACUUUUAAUCAUCUGCUUGGAGAAUCUAUGUUUGAUCUGACCCAAGAUGAGACUUCCUCACGCCUAAGCGGUUUUACAAUUAUUCAAAGAUAUUCCACCAUGGUAUAUCGCGAUGUAUGGGACUCUCAUUAUCCCCAAAGUGAACUCAUCGAGGAUCUUCAAUGCAGUCAGAUCUUCUGUCUUCAGGCAGAAUCUGGUCAACUUCGCUAUAUGCUGUCCAAAUUGACAAGUAUUGCUCCUUAUUCUCGAAAUGGUGCGGAAUUUGACUUUGAGAAAUUUUUUCGUACUGUUGAAGAUGUUGGUCUGAGAUACAGGGAGCUCCUUACUACUGCGAGCUCGUUGAAUUUACCGAAAGAUGGAUCUCAGAGGAGAUACGUGCUCAAUCUGAGGAUGGUGGUUCCAUUGUAUCAUGCGGUGGUUCUCCUGCUGUACUGUGUCUUUGGCGCAUCUACGGCGCUCAACGAUAAGCAAAGACUGGCCUUGCGCGAAAUCAUUACGCUGGCUUAUCAGGCCUGUGCCGACGAAGGAAAUCAAGCUUUAUGUAAAAUCGCAUGGCCAUUGUUCAUUGUUGCCCUCGAGACUGAUGACAUGCUCCAUAGAGAUUGGGUAUUGGAACGGUUCGAAGCACUUUCUAAGGAAGGAGAGAACUUUCGGCGAGCUCAUAAAGCCCUUUCCUUUACCUUUUCCCAACGGAGAUCACACCAGAGUCGUAUCACGUAUUGGCAACUAAUCGGGCAUAAGGAGAUAGAGCCAUUUGUCUUGGAAUAA